Molecule: messenger RNA, 793 nt
Organism: Ixodes scapularis (black-legged tick)
Lineage: Eukaryota; Metazoa; Arthropoda; Arachnida; Ixodida; Ixodidae
Exons: 6
Coding region: 62-709 (215 amino acids)
Source: RefSeq, a predicted model, not a curated record
AUUUCCUCGUGGGGAAUUCUCGGCCUUUUCUUGGAUUCUUCUUACGUUACCGGGAUCUCUAAUGGCCAUGGCCUAUGUCGACACCUACAUCUACUGGUCCUUCGUCUCUCCCCACGAGCGGGACACCCCACCUGUCGAAAGGACAAACCUGAGGCUCAUGACUCGUGAAAAAAUCAAGAAUCUCACUUCAACGCCGAAGACAUCAGUUCUGAGCGCCCUCACCGUGGGAAUCCUGGUGUCCACAGCAGUAAGCUACUUAUCCGGAGGUACCAUCCUUGUUAUGAAGGAGCUGUGGUGCAGAGUCCCCUGGGGAAUCCUCUUCGUCUUUGGAGCGGUACAAGUUAUUUCCAAAGUUUUUGAGGCGACGAUCAAGAACGACAAUCCGAUCUACUAUGCCAUUCCGGUUGCUGUUGCGGCGUCCAGCAACGUUGUCAUGCCUACCACCAUUCCAAUGGUCAUCGUGCACGAGCUAGCAAGAAUUCAGCCCUACAGCCUCGAAGAAAAGAGAGAAGGCUGCGACUAUUACUGCUGGAACGCUGAGACCAAAUCAUGGGACAAAUUUUUCUUCGGGAACGGAGAACGAUGCUUUUACAACAAUGGUGAUGAGGGAUUAUGUCAAAACGGAGAAUGCCAUUUGACGACAGAUUCAGGUGUGCCCAAUGACACUGAUGCAAAAAAAGAAGAAACCGAAGAAGAGUUAGAAGCCUGAGGGCAAGUCAAAGAAAAUUAGGAAGGAAACUUCUUAUUAAAAUUCCCGAAACUAAACCAGGCUUAAUAAAGCUAAAGCACUCAC